AUGAAAUCCAAUUCCAUCCCUUUAUUGGACAUUGCAUUGUAUCACAGCAAUCGCUCUGCCUUCGUCGAAGAACUACGAAAAGCAUGUCACAAUGUUGGCUUUUUCUUGCUAAAGCACAACAUGACACCCAACCAACUACCCAAGGAAGUCUUGGACGAAGGACGACAAUUCUUCCAGCGCCCCAUGGACGAAAAGAAAAUGAUAUCUUACGAGCAGAAUCCUGCCUUUCGUGGGUACAUGCCCCUGGGCGUGGAGAAUACGGCAGGACAACUGGAUCAUCGAGAGCAGAUUGAAUACGCGGUCGAAUAUCCAUUGCAUGCUCCAGAAUCAUCUGCUACUAACAAUUUCUACACCAAAGCAUGGCCAGCCUACCAUCGUCUCAAAAGUGCGCCAAAUCCAUGGCCAACUUCGUUCCAACCAUCACUUCAAACUAAAACGAUGGACUACGUUCAAAAUGUUUGUCAGGUUGCCGAUUGUCUACGAGAUUCAUUAUGCUUGGCCAUGGGUUUGGAUCCCAAAGUAUUGCAGCACAAAUUCAAUUCUUCUAGUCUUUCUGACGAAAUCAGCAAUGAUUGCUAUCGUGAAGGUGAGGUACCACAUUGGGCCAUCAAGAUGAUAUCCUAUCCAACAAAUGAUCAUUCCAGCAAGAAUGAAUCAUCCAACGACCGAUCACGGAGUCCAUCUCCCAUCCAGGGUGUAGGAGCCCACACGGAUACCAACUUUUUGACACUUGUAUUACAAGACAACGAAGAAGGAGACGGUGGACUACAAGUGUUUUCGCAGGGAGAAUGGAUCAACGUGCCAACUCAUCAUGGUACAAAUGUGCUCAUUUGCAACUUGGGGGAGCAGGCGGAAACCUGGAGCCGAGGGUACUUUUUGGCAACUCCACACCGAGUGCUGAUGAAGUCUCGGACCCGCAAACCAAGAAUAUCUCUUCCACUAUUUUAUAAUCCCUGCUUGUCGGCGACCAUGGAACCGUUGGAAGAGUCAUCCGUGGAACAUUUGCAGUGGGAUAGACCCAUCAUCGUGCAUUCUACCGAUGAAAACAAUGCGAUUGGGAAUGCACCGAAAAAGCAUUGGCGGCGACCCAACAAUACCAUGCUCACAUCUGUAGGAGAGAAUACAUUCAAGAGUCUAGCCCGGUCCCAUCCACAUGUCUUUGCCAAGCACCACCCCGAUCUUUCUAUUCUACCUGAUGGGAAGAUUGUGAAAAAAUGA
Molecule: messenger RNA, 1218 nt
Organism: Cylindrotheca closterium
Lineage: Eukaryota; Bacillariophyta; Bacillariophyceae; Bacillariales; Bacillariaceae
Source: the annotation of a GenBank genome assembly